Hibiscus syriacus is the source of this 1723-nucleotide messenger RNA. RefSeq names its product DEAD-box ATP-dependent RNA helicase 15-like. Bases 111 to 1394 code for a protein of 427 amino acids. Gene Ontology annotation, molecular function: RNA binding; RNA helicase activity; ATP binding. Lineage: Eukaryota; Viridiplantae; Streptophyta; Magnoliopsida; Malvales; Malvaceae. The transcript is spliced from 12 exons. The record is from RefSeq and is a predicted model, not a curated record.
GAUCUAGGGAUUUAGUUUCCCUCCCCGUUUUCAUUUUCUUGUUUCUGUUUUUUCUACAUCAUAACAUCAAGAGAGAAACGAAAGUCGUACCUUUUAUCGAAGCCGAAAGGAUGGGUGAGAUAAAGGACAACGACGCCUAUGAGGAAGAACUUCUCGACUAUGAAGAGGAAGAUGAAAAAGCCCCCGACUCUGUCUCCAUUAAGGCUGCUGAUUCUGUUAAAAAGGGGUAUGUUGGAAUUCAUAGUUCGGGAUUCAGAGACUUCCUGCUGAAACCAGAGCUGCUUCGAGCUAUCGUGGAUUCCGGAUUUGAACAUCCUUCAGUAGUGCAACAUGAGUGCAUCCCUCAAGCUAUUCUGGGAAUGGAUGUGAUCUGCCAAGCAAAAUCUGGUAUGGGAAAGACAGCUGUUUUUGUUCUAUCAACUCUUCAGCAAAUUGAGCCAGUUGCUGGUCAAGUUGCUGCACUUGUUCUAUGUCAUACAAGAGAAUUAGCUUACCAGAUUUGCCAUGAGUUUGAGAGGUUCAGUACUUAUCUGCCAGAUAUUAAAGUUGCUGUCUUCUAUGGUGGUGUCAAUAUCAAGGUUCACAAGGAUUUACUAAAGAACGAGUGUCCUCAUAUUGUUGCUGGAACCCCUGGAAGGAUUUUGGCUCUUACCAGGGAUAAAGAUCUUAGUCUGAAGAAUGUGAGGCAUUUCAUUCUUGAUGAAUGUGACAAGAUGCUUGAGUCACUUGACAUGAGGAGAGAUGUGCAAGAGAUCUUCAAGAUGACUCCACAUGACAAACAAGUUAUGAUGUUUUCAGCCACACUUAGCAAGGAAAUCCGACCUGUGUGCAAGAAAUUUAUGCAAGAUCCCAUGGAAAUUUAUGUUGAUGAUGAAGCCAAGUUGACUCUUCAUGGUCUGGUACAGCAUUACAUUAAAUUGAGCGAGCUAGAGAAAAACCGCAAAUUGAAUGAUCUCCUUGAUGCCUUAGAUUUCAACCAAGUAGUUAUUUUUGUCAAAAGUGUGAACAGAGCAGCUGAGCUCAACAAGUUGCUUGUGGAGUGCAAUUUCCCCUCUAUCUGCAUCCAUUCUGGAAUGUCCCAGGAAGAAAGGUUGACACGAUACAAGAGUUUCAAGGAAGGUCACAAAAGAAUUCUUGUGGCCACAGAUUUAGUUGGAAGGGGAAUUGAUAUUGAGCGUGUUAACAUUGUUAUCAACUAUGAUAUGCCAGACUCUGCUGAUACCUACCUGCAUAGGGUUGGUAGAGCUGGUAGGUUUGGCACCAAGGGGCUUGCAAUUACAUAUGUCUCAUCGGCAUCUGACUCUGAUGUCCUUAAUCAGGUUCAGGAAAGGUUUGAGGUGGAUAUAAAGGAGCUUCCCGAGCAGAUUGAUACUUCGACAUACAUGCCUUCAUGAUGCUAGACAUCGAAGCACUUGGGUUGAUUUGGAUUAGGAGUUAUAGCACGAAAGGGCAUGCCAGAACUGAGAAUUGUUGUAAAACUAUAGGUGGGAUGGAAACAUCUGUGCUGGAAUUAUCAUUUUUGUUUUGAUGUACUGCUUUUGUUCAAUUAGAUUGUUACCAUUAAGACUGAAUCUGUAGUUUACUUGGGGUUUGAUCGGGAUUUUUAGUCAACAAGUAAUGGUUGGUUUCAUUUCCUUUUUAUUAAUCUAAAGUGAUUACAAGUAGUAUUUGUUCUAAAGAUUUUCAAUCAUUUGACAAUGAAAGUUCAAACACAUUUUCAGUC